This is a messenger RNA of Beauveria bassiana ARSEF 2860, 1908 nucleotides long. RefSeq names its product Multicopper oxidase family protein. Gene Ontology annotation, molecular function: oxidoreductase activity; copper ion binding. The record is from RefSeq and is a predicted model, not a curated record. NCBI's taxonomy places the organism in Eukaryota, Fungi, Ascomycota, Sordariomycetes, Hypocreales, Cordycipitaceae. The transcript is spliced from 6 exons. Bases 1 to 1908 code for a protein of 635 amino acids.
AUGGAUGCACCGCUGAGUUACAAUCCGGCGCGCCAGUCCAAGGCCCGUCGACUACCGCUCUGCGGCGGCUUGGUGCUGCUGCUGGUCACGGCUUUGCUGUAUGCAGUCGUCGCACUGCGAUACUCGCACGCGGCGCCUCUCCCAUUCUCUUGGGCUGCGCCGCCGGCUCCUCCUGUCGCCGAUGCGACCGAUUCAGCUUCAGGCGGCGACAUUGGCGAUCGCUUUGCGCUGCACCCGGAGCUUCACGUCUCCCGCCCGCCUCGCACGCUGAAGCUCGACUGGAGCGUCACGCGACAGCAGCACCGUCCUGACGGUGUCCUGAGAGACGUCUACUUUAUCAACGGCCAGUUUCCUGGUCCGACAAUCGAAGCGCGCUCCGGCGAUGAGCUGCAAAUAACGGUAACGAAUGAUAUUUUCAACGAUACCGAUGCAGGAAUUGCCAUGCAUUGGCAUGGUCUUUUCAUGAAGGAUGCCAACGAGAUGGACGGGGUUACGGGAGUCACACAGUGUGGCAUCCAACAAGACCAUUCUUUUACGUAUAAAUUUCGAAUCGAUCCCGAACAGCAUGGCACUUACUGGUACCAUGCGCACUCUCAUGUUAAGCGUGCCGAUGGGCUAUACGGCGGCCUCAUCAUCCACAAGCCCGCUGAUAAGAACAGUGGCCAGACCGACCUGUCGCGGUACGACUACGGCGCUGAGAGGCUGUUACUCAUCGGUGACUGGUAUCACCGCAGCGCAGAAAUAGUGCUGGGAGAGUACAAAAACUACCGAAACUUUGCGUACGAGCCCGUGCCAGACUCACUGCUCAUCAACGGCGUCGGGUCCUACAACUGCUCCAACGCGCGCCCAGCACGGCCGAUAGACUGCGUAGAGACGAAGGUUCCGGUGCUCACCAUGUCUGGCGACAAGGCCAUACGGCUGCGCGUCAUCAACACCGGUGCCGCCGCCGGCCUGUCGUUCCAGCUGCAAAACGGCACGAUGCAGCUCCUCACGGUCGAUGGCGGUGGAUACGUCUCCAAAGACACUCCGCAGACGCCCACCAUGGGGGUUUUGUACCCGGGAGAGCGCAUGGACAUGCUGCUGCUGCCGAGUGACACGCCGGCAGACGAUGAGCACUUGCUGGACACUGAAGUGAAAAUUGUACUUGAUGCAGAACUUAUGCCCAUGAAAAACUGGGCUCUGACGCGCAUCCAAGACUUUCCUUUAAAAUGGCGUCGAUUGAGCGCAUCUAGCCAUGUGCGGCACGACGUUCGCGAAACUGUCGACGUUUUCAACAUGAAGGAUGCGCAUGGUGUCGACGUACCUUCAGAGUCGGGCAUCCAUGAAGCGCCCGCCGAGACGGCCCUGCUGUACACCAGCCUCGCCAUCAACAACUUCAAGCACGACGAGCCUUGGGGCGAAAUCAACCACACGUCGUGGGUGUGGAAGGAUCCAACGGCCAAGCCGUUGCUCGCCCUAGACCGGGACGAGUGGGCAAAUGGCACCGAGCAGGCCAAUACGCUCCGCACAUUUCGUGCGCCGUGGUACAAAGAUGGGCACGACAGAUGGAUUGAUUUGGUGGUGAAUAACGUGGAUGACAAGGGCCACCCAUUUCACUUGCAUGGAUAUGCAUUUCAUGUAGUUGGCGCCCGCCAGCUUGACCUGGGCCGCUCCUACAAUCCCUACGAGCCCGGCGCGACGCAAAGGGAAGCCGAGUACUUCAACACCAAGACGCCGCUGCGCAAAGACACUGUGUAUAUUCAGUCCAGCGGCUACGUCGUUUUGCGGUUUCCGCUUGAUAAUGCUGGCGUCUGGCUGAUGCACUGUCACGUACUCUGGCAUCAGGCGGUCGGCAUGGGUGUCGUGCUGCAGAUUGGCAAUGUUACAGAGUCGACGCAGCAAAAGGCCGGCCAAAGCUGCAUCGCAUAG